Hermetia illucens (black soldier fly) is the source of this 617-nucleotide messenger RNA. RefSeq names its product endocuticle structural glycoprotein SgAbd-3-like. The transcript is spliced from 2 exons. NCBI's taxonomy places the organism in Eukaryota, Metazoa, Arthropoda, Insecta, Diptera, Stratiomyidae. Gene Ontology annotation, cellular component: chitin-based extracellular matrix. The record is from RefSeq and is a predicted model, not a curated record. Gene Ontology annotation, molecular function: structural constituent of chitin-based larval cuticle. The coding region runs from base 79 to 465 and encodes 128 amino acids.
GCGACUUAAUCAUUAGUCGUCUGAUCGUUGCAAUUCAGUUGAUAUCAGUCAAUCAGUAAAAUCAGUGAAAUAUUCAAGAUGAAGGUUGCGAUCUUAGCUAUUGUCCUCUUUGUCGGAGUAGUUGCAGCUGAUGUUAAGGAAAUCAAACCUCCAAUUCCAAUUGUGUCCCAAGAAGGAAAUGUGGAUUACGACGGAACCUUCCAUUAUAGCUACGAAUCUGGUGACGGAACCAAAGCUGUACAGGACGGAGCAUUGAAAGUCAUCGAUCCUGAGCAUGCUGGUGAAGCAGUACAAGGACAAUUCAGCUAUACUGGUGAUGACGGUCAACAGUACAGCAUCCAGUACACAGCUGAUGAAAACGGAUACCAACCACAGGGUGCUCACAUCCCAACUCCACCACCAGUUCCAGAGCCAAUUGCCAAGGCUCUCGCCUACUUGGCCACCGCCCCACCACCAAAGGAAUAAGGAGUAGCUGGCCUCCGUUUGCUUCUCUCUCGUAACGAGGGCUUGAACUUUACUCGAUGUACAUAUGUUGAUACUCAAGGACUGAUGAAAAACUAACGAAAACAUGUUAAUCGUGUUAAGAGUAGAAUUGAAAUAAAAGUUUACUUUUCUUA